AACUGUUGCGGGCAACACGUGCAAAACUAGGCUUUUGUUUUCAUUCGUUGAUGUGUAUAUUAAAUAAACAUAAUGAGUACGAAUAAUUCGAAAAUCAAGUAUAUUGUGGCAGAUACAACUGCGUUCAUCAAUGCUGUACCUCUUAACGAAUACGCCGAAAAUGUUCUCACCGUUCCCGAUGUGGUUGCUGAGGUGCGUAAUAAGCGACAGAUUCGCCGCCUCUGCGUGCUUCCCUUUGAUCUCCAGGUGCGUGAGCCUCGUGCCGAGAGCAUCAAACAUUGCGUGGAGUUUGCCAAGAAGACGGGCGACUAUGCAAGCUUGUCAGGCAUUGAUUUGAAAGUAAUUGCCCUCACAUACGAAUUGGAAACGGAUCUACUAGGCACUGAACAUCUACGCAAGGAGCCCGUGGUGUCACAGGUGAUUGCCUCAAAGGACAAGCCCGAGGAGAUGCAAGAUGCGAACAACAAACGCUUGGUUGGCUGGUAUAUGCCUGAGGGCAACGAGGAUGACGAUGACGAGGAAGAGGAUGAAGACGAUGAAGACGAGGAGGAGGAGGAGGUAGAGUCUGAGUCACAGACAGAUGCCGUUAAGGAAGCUAUUGAGUCGCAGUUGAAGGGCGAACUGGUGGCCAACAAACCAACAACAGUAGCUGCGGCCACUGAAGAGGAGGAUGAGGAGGAAGAGGAUCUCACACAAGAGGAGCUCGACAAGCUCUUUGAGAAACUGAAAUGUGCUCCAUCGGCAGAUGAGGAGCUGGCCACAGCUGACAUCUUAGUGGCACAGCCCACAAACGAAGACGAUGACGAUGAUAAUGAUGAUGCUGCCUUAGAGGAUGACGAACAGAACAAUAGCAAUUUAAAGCCCCAAGAAGAUGAAGAAGUGGGCGACGAUGGCUGGAUCACACACUCGAACAUCAAGAAGGCCAAAAAGGCGCUCGAGGGAAAGGUGGAAACAGACAUCAUUCCGCCGGUGGCUUGCAUGACCACCGAUUAUGCGCUGCAGAAUGUGCUCAAGCAACUGAAUCUGCAGCUGGCCGCGCUCAAUGGCCGCAUCAUCAAACAGUUGCGCACAUAUAUUUUGCGCUGCUAUGCUUGCUUCAAGACCACCAGCAUUAUGACAAAAGUCUUCUGUCCUAACUGUGGCAACAAGACGCUAAAGCGUGUCGCCGUCAGUCUGGAUGAGAAUGGCAAACAAGUGAUACACAUUAAUACACGACGUCCGCUGACAAACAAAUACAAGAAUCAGAGUUUGCCACGCUUCCAGGGUGGCAAGCAUUCGCGCAAUCCCAUUCUGUCCGAGGAUCAGCCAAUGCCACGACAGAUGCCAUCGCGUGUGGCCAAAACGAAGACAAAUGCCCUCGAUGAUGAUUACAUUGCCGGCUUCUCGCCGUUUGUGAUGCGAGACGUGGACUCCAAAUCGGCGAUGCUGCGCUCCAAGGGCAAUCUCAAGGAGUGGGCACGCAACAAUAACUUCGAGGAGGAUCGCAGGCGCAAGAACUACAAUCGUUUGUAUAAAUAAGUCAAGUAAAUCUAUUAUAAAUUCCUUCUUUUUUUGUAAUAUAACGUUAUACACUUGAAUGUGUACAAUAUAAUCAAACAGUUUAAAAACA
Drosophila albomicans is the source of this 1609-nucleotide messenger RNA. RefSeq names its product RNA-binding protein NOB1. The record is from RefSeq and is a predicted model, not a curated record. Gene Ontology annotation, cellular component: preribosome, small subunit precursor. NCBI's taxonomy places the organism in Eukaryota, Metazoa, Arthropoda, Insecta, Diptera, Drosophilidae. Gene Ontology annotation, molecular function: RNA endonuclease activity. The coding region runs from base 73 to 1518 and encodes 481 amino acids. The transcript is spliced from 2 exons. Gene Ontology annotation, biological process: ribosomal small subunit biogenesis; maturation of SSU-rRNA.